Messenger RNA from Saccostrea cuccullata (small rock oyster), 915 nucleotides. RefSeq lists its product as uncharacterized. Gene Ontology annotation, molecular function: DNA binding. The transcript is spliced from 4 exons. Bases 148 to 915 code for a protein of 255 amino acids. Gene Ontology annotation, biological process: DNA integration; DNA recombination. The record is from RefSeq and is a predicted model, not a curated record. NCBI's taxonomy places the organism in Eukaryota, Metazoa, Mollusca, Bivalvia, Ostreida, Ostreidae.
GGGUCUAGAAAAACUAGAGAUAAGAGCUUUCGAAAAUAAAGACAGUGAAUCAGUGUCAAUAAUAGGCGAAUUGCGGAAAAAAACUGAAAACGCGCCAGAAAUACAUUCGUAUUGCCGAUUCAUCUCCUGCAGGGUGGAAGACAGUAAAUGAGUAUCAGUCCAGAGAAAUUGCCGACAACUCUGACGAUGAGAAGAAAAUUAGAAGCGCUGAAAACCGAGCCCUUAGGCAGCAAAGACAAGCCCAGAACAAGCGUUUCCACCCGUAUGGCUCCUACAGAGCUUCUACAGCGACAGCAGCGGCAGGCUCGGCAGCCCAGCUUACUUCUGGUUCUUCUUCUACUGCUACAUCUCAGCCAUAUACAUAUCAGCAGCAGCCCUUUCGUGGCAAACUCACAAGGCGUCAACCACAGCCCAGCGACGUAUGCUUCAACUGUUUUUCCACUGGACACUGGAAAACCAACUGCCCCAAAAACAAGUCACAAAGUCAAUGAUAAGUAUACAGUUCCGGAUAGACGAAUCGAUGAUGCUAUCUGUUGUCUACAGAAAACUAUCACUCAUUUUCCCGAUGUAACAGCGAGGGAACUUGCAAGAGUAGUGGGGAAGAUCAUUUCUAUGACUCCAGUAAUGGAUAUAUUUAAAGUGGGCAGAUGGACGGGAAUUAAUUUUGGAUUACAGGAUCAACGUCUAGUGGAACUUGCGUCUGAACUACCCAGAUAUUGUGUAACAUCUAAGGCCGAAAAUGCAGCAAAACAGUACAGUCUAAGAUCAGGUGGCGCUACCUCCGCAGCCGCAGCAGGAGUUAGCGACAGACUGUUUAAAAAGCAUGGGCGGUGGAGGUCAGACAAUUCUAAAGAUGGUUAUGUUAAAGAAAAUCAAAAUGAAAAACUUUCAGUUACUAAAAAUUUGGGCAUUUAG